Malania oleifera is the source of this 1443-nucleotide messenger RNA. Its product is annotated as 29 kDa ribonucleoprotein A, chloroplastic. Bases 50 to 892 code for a protein of 280 amino acids. The transcript is spliced from 4 exons. Gene Ontology annotation, cellular component: cytosol. NCBI's taxonomy places the organism in Eukaryota, Viridiplantae, Streptophyta, Magnoliopsida, Santalales, Ximeniaceae. The record is from RefSeq and is a predicted model, not a curated record. Gene Ontology annotation, molecular function: mRNA binding.
CUCUUCGGUUCAGUCUGUACGAAUCUUAUCGUUCUAUUUGCUGUGAGCCAUGUCUUGUGCUUCGUCUACGCUGCUUCUGCCGUCGCUCACUCCUAAAACCCUAGCCGUCUGCGACUACAAAACCCCUUCACUCUCUUUCUUCACCCUCUCUUCUUCUCUAGUCAAGCUCCAUGCCAAGCCCAUUUCGGUGUCUCCAUCAUUUCUUCGUUCGGCGAGGGCGCUCGGUUCCGAAACCUCCUCGUCCCGUUUCGUUCUAAAAGUUUCCGUUUCGUCGGAUGUAGAACAGGAAGAAGAAGAGCAGGAGGUGUUCAGCAAUGAGGGCGAGCCGAGCUUUUCUCCUGACCUUAAACUCUUCGUAGGCAACCUCCCCUUCGGCGCGGAUAGUGCAGCUCUCGCUGGGUUAUUUGAACGAGCCGGAAAUGUUGAGAUGGUCGAGGUUAUUUAUGACAAAGUAACCGGGAGAAGCAGAGGCUUUGGUUUUGUUACAAUGUCCACUGUUGAGGAGGUCGAAGCAGCAGCCCAGCAAUUCAAUGGCUAUGAAUUCGAGGGGAGGCCAUUGAGAGUGAAUUUUGGACCGCCUCCUCCUCGUAAGGAAGAUUCGUAUUCUAGAGGGCCUAGAGGUGGGGCAAGUUUUGAUGAUGCCAACCGGGUUCAUGUGGGUAACCUUGCAUGGGGUGUUGAUGAUUUAGCACUUGAGACCUUGUUUAGCGAGCAAGGAAAGGUUAUGGAAGCCAAGGUGGUUUAUGACAGGGAGAGUGGUAGAUCAAGGGGUUUUGGAUUUGUAACUUACAGUUCUGCAGAUGAGGUCAACAGUGCAGUUGAAUCAUUAAAUGGAGCUGACCUGAAUGGUAGGUCAAUUCGAGUAUCGGUGGCAGCAUCUAAGAGACGUUAGUUUUGAUUCUUGAAUCUUGUGUAGGUCACCCGACCAGGAAAGAACGUAAGGUAAGUUGAGGCAAAAGGGUUGAAUUGUUUGCCUUCAUUCCUCUUUUAUCCAAGCAUUUCUAGUUUUUCAUAGCUCUAGUCUUCAGGUCUGUUGCUUUCCCUCAAUGGAUUUAUCAAAGGAUGAACAAGUUUUUUGUUUUUAUGUUUUUGUUUUUGUUUUUGUUUUUUUCUCCAGAUUCCCUUGAUACUGUAUUGACGCAGGUUAAAAACUAAUACUCUUUAUAACAGGAAUUUUAGUACCUGUGCAGUUCGUCAAAUUUGAACUUCUUCCUCGAAUUGCAUGUGCAGCAGGCUGUGGCGGUGAACUUGUGUUUUCAAUAUCUGCUUUAGAUUAGAAAGAGCUGAUAAAUAUGUGCUGAUAUUUCAAAAUGCAUGUUUUGAAUGCUGCGAUUCUGAUUAAGACUUUUAGUUGUAUCUUAUAAUUUGAGUGAGAAUUAUCAAAACUUUUUGUCUUCUAUAUUUGUGCAAGGAGAAUGUGAUUGUUGAAUGAUUUGCAGGAAA